GGCAGGCCGAUUGAAAUUAAUGGAAGUAUUCAUAAGUUAUUAACUCGGAAAAAAAUACUUACAAUUCCAAAUACUCACGAUAAAAUGUCAGGAGUUCAAAGAGUUCGUUUGAAUAACCUAAAUAUAAACUUACAGAAUGCCUUAAUUGUAGGAAUCAUUAUUGCUAAAAAACAGCCGCGUACAGUAGGAUCCAAGAAGAAAAAUGGAGAUUCUAGAGGAGUUACGUCUUUUACUAUGCGAGAUUCGGAAGUGGAUACCAUUAAUGUCGACGUCUGGGGCUCUGAAUAUUUCGCCAUUACUUUUUAUGAAAGAUUUCUUGUUGGCGACGUGGUCGAAAUUUCACAACCGAAGAUUUGCGUCAAAAGCGGCAAUGAUGCGUAUAGGCCACUAGUAUCUUCCCCAUUCGACCUUGUCCUGAACGAGGGGACGUCCGACGUGUGCAUCCACACUGGAGACUCGUUUGCGUCGUUCCUCCCGCUCCUGCACAUACCGUCCAAACCGUCGUCCGGUUAUUACGGACUAGGUGAAGUGCUGAAACUGCCAGAAGGGGACAAUGUGUACGUCGACUUGCUGGUCGUAGUAAAGUCUGUGAAGCCCGUGAAAAGCAUCAAGACCAAAGCGGGCUUGGACAUGACAUUGCGGAACGUGGAGAUUAUCGACAACACCACGCCCGCCUCCAUCGAGCUUGCUAUGUUCGAUAUCGACACUAUACAAAGGGCCGAAGACUGGCGCCCGCUUGAAAGCGUGCUGUUCAUAUCGGACGCACGCGUGUCGUGGCGCGGCCGCGUGGGCGUGCAGGUCUCUAUGCGGUCUGUGAUCACCCAUCAACCACACAGCGCCGAUGCCGAGGCGCUGCUGCUGUAUGUCAGGAACCAGGCUAAUACACGUGGCGGCGAGGCGGCGGCCUGGGCGGCGUGGAGCGGCGAGCGCGCGGCGGCGGCGUCGACGGCGCAGGUGCGCGACCGCGUCGCCGCGCAAGCGCCGUUCUGCGCCUCGCUGCACGCGCUCUGCACACACUUGGACCUAGACGACCUCAUCACGGACCCAAACGCCGAAGAAUUGAGAGUGCGCUUCGCGGAUCAUACGGGAGAGUUAAAUGUUCGCCUUCCCGUGAAUAUAUUGGAAGAAGUCCUUGGCUAUUCGGCAGCUCACUUGAAGGCGAUGUCAGCUGACGAACGGGCGACAAUUCGUUGGAAAAUUCUCUUGGAGCAAUGCAACGUGAAGCUGGCCGGGUCCCCUCCAAGACUGCUUGUUUUAACUCUGAGGCGCGCCUCUCAAGCUGAUCCAAUCCCUCUCUACUAGUUUAU
Cydia splendana is the source of this 1307-nucleotide messenger RNA. It is a transcript of the gene hdm, whose product is annotated as meiosis-specific with OB domain-containing protein. Bases 85 to 1302 code for a protein of 405 amino acids. Gene Ontology annotation, biological process: resolution of meiotic recombination intermediates. Gene Ontology annotation, molecular function: single-stranded DNA binding; single-stranded DNA 3'-5' DNA exonuclease activity. The transcript has 8 exons. The record is from RefSeq and is a predicted model, not a curated record. Lineage: Eukaryota; Metazoa; Arthropoda; Insecta; Lepidoptera; Tortricidae.